AGAGCAGAGCCACCCGAAGUGCCAACACACGACACAAAGUCCAGCUAAUAACAAAAACGAGACGAGACAGCAGCGAGAAAAAUAUAUAGAAAACAACUUCGAAGAUUGUGUGUGCGAGCCAGCCGUCAAAUUGAGUUCCGUUCGAGUGGCAAACAAACCUGAGUAGCCGUACCGCCAUGAGCUUCACCCGCCAACUGUCCGAGAUGAGUGCCAGCGAGCUGAACGACGCCAUUGACGACACCAACUUCCCGCAGGCCCACAUCCUGUCGCGCGGCCGCAACAACAGCGUGUGCUCAACAAGUAGCACCUCGGGCACCUCGUCGCUGGCCGACAGGGCGCAAACAUCCCAGCCGGAGGAGACCCAUCCUGGAACGCCCGCGGAGGAUAUUGUGGCUCCAGUUGUUGCCGUGGCCGGAAACCAGAGACCCCGCCUCAUCCUGAAAACCAACGGCAGCACUCCGGAAAGCGAUGGUACACAACCGAAAACACCAAUGACACCGCGUACAUCGACAACGCCAGGUAGCCACGAGAAGUGCACGUUCCACCACGACCUGGAGCUGGACCAUAAGCCGCCGACGCGAGAGGCCCUGCUGCCGGACAUGGCUCGCUCGUACCGCCUGCUGUUGGGCGGACUGGGCGAGAAUCCCGAUCGCCAGGGACUCAUCAAGACCCCGGAGCGGGCGGCCAAGGCCAUGCUGUACUUCACGAAGGGCUACGACCAGAGUCUCGAGGACGUUCUAAAUGGCGCCGUGUUCGACGAGGAUCAUGACGAAAUGGUGGUGGUCAAGGACAUCGAGAUGUUUUCCAUGUGUGAGCACCAUCUGGUUCCGUUCUACGGCAAAGUAUCUAUCGGUUACUUGCCGUGCAACAAGAUUCUCGGCCUCAGCAAACUGGCACGCAUUGUGGAAAUCUUUUCGCGUCGACUGCAAGUCCAGGAGCGCUUGACGAAGCAGAUCGCAGUGGCUGUAACUCAGGCAGUUCAACCUGCGGGUGUAGCUGUUGUAGUAGAGGGAGUGCACAUGUGCAUGGUGAUGCGGGGCGUGCAGAAAAUCAACAGCAAAACUGUUACCUCAACUAUGCUGGGCGUGUUCCGAGACGAUCCCAAGACCCGUGAGGAAUUCCUGAACUUAGUCAAUAGCAAAUAGAGUGGACACUAAGGACGAUAUCGAAAUCCGAGACCAACUAAUCCAUUACAAUAUUUUUGGAAGCGCUUAUAUACAAAGAAACAAAAAAUGAAACGAAACACAGGGUCCAUUAGUUUAUGUUUUUAGGAUUGAUUUCAUUUAGUUAGUGCAAUGAUUGCUUUGUUGAUUUGUGUAAAAAUUGUUGGAAAUUCUGUUAGAUACAUACAUUUACCUAGAAGAGAGUAAAGAGCGGCGAGCUUCGAAGAGGUUGAGAAUUGAUUUCCGGUGUUGGGUAGUUUUAUGUUCAAUUUUAUAUGCAGUUUUAUGGCACUUGAACGAUAAUUUUUACAAUUUAUACAUACGAGUAAUGCAUUGUGCAAUAAGGGAAAAACUGAUAAUAAAUCAACGCAAAUUGUUUAGGGAAUUUACAAUUUAAACAGAGUUCAUAAAAAGUAAUCAAAUCUGUAGUUAUGUAUGUAUGUUAUCCUAUAUAACAAGUUAUAUUCAAAUUGUUCUGUAUAAGGAACGUAAACGUAUUGGACGAUUUUAAAUGUUAAAAUUUAAUGCUCAUUGUGUAUCAUAAAUGAUGUUGCUUGUAGUAAAUCGAAGCUGCUUAUUAAUUAUACAAUAAAUUAUGUAUUUAAACACUGUUGAAAAAA
This is a messenger RNA of Drosophila elegans, 1783 nucleotides long. It is a transcript of the gene Pu, whose product is annotated as GTP cyclohydrolase 1. Lineage: Eukaryota; Metazoa; Arthropoda; Insecta; Diptera; Drosophilidae. Bases 177 to 1145 code for a protein of 322 amino acids. Gene Ontology annotation, cellular component: cytoplasm. The record is from RefSeq and is a predicted model, not a curated record. Gene Ontology annotation, biological process: tetrahydrofolate biosynthetic process; tetrahydrobiopterin biosynthetic process. Gene Ontology annotation, molecular function: zinc ion binding; GTP binding; GTP cyclohydrolase I activity. The transcript has 5 exons.